Molecule: messenger RNA, 1612 nt
Organism: Gracilinanus agilis (Agile Gracile Mouse Opossum)
Lineage: Eukaryota; Metazoa; Chordata; Mammalia; Didelphimorphia; Didelphidae
Gene: METTL17
Product: methyltransferase like 17
Exons: 14
Coding region: 1-1386 (461 amino acids)
Biological process (GO): translation
Cellular component (GO): mitochondrial small ribosomal subunit
Molecular function (GO): methyltransferase activity; structural constituent of ribosome
Source: RefSeq, a predicted model, not a curated record
AUGGCAGCCACCAGAAAGCUGAAGUCCCUGUUGUGGCCGGGAAGAUGGAGCUGUCAACCGGGAGGAAUCCUGUUCUUCCGGGCACUUGCUGUUCAGAUUCCCAGAGUGUCCCAGGAAAAUAAUGAAUUAGAUUUCCUGGGAAAGAAACCACAUCGUAAGCACCCUGGCAUCUUACAGUUGUCCCAGGUAAAGCUACCACAGGCUCUGGUCACUGCAGCCCAAUGUCUAAUACAGAAAACCCCUAUACCCAACAUAGAAAAGCAGGUUCAGACACUCACUAACUACCUUUGGAGUCGGAAGCUUCCUACAGAACCUGAGGAGCUGCGCAAAAAAGCAAUACAACUGAAAAGUAAAUUCCAAGAGGAUGCAGGGUCAUUACAGUCAGAAGAACAGCUUCAUGGAGCUGUUCUGAGAGCCCUACGCAAAACCACCUACCACUGGCAAAGACUGAGCUAUGAUGAAAUGCUGAGCCUGGUAUACAUGGCAGCACGACUGGAUGGUGGCUAUGCAGCUAUUUCCAGAGCUUUCCAUGAGAUCCAAGCUCGUGUUCCAGACUUUAAGCCACAAACUUUGAUGGAUUUUGGCUCAGGUACCGGUUCUGUUACUUGGGCUGCUUAUAGUACCUGGGGCCAGAGCCUUCGUGAAUAUUUGUGUGUGGACAGCUCAGCUCCCAUGCUGGCCUUGGCAGAAAGGCUUCUGAAAGGUGGCUUAGAGUCUGGGAAACCCCAUAUUCCAGGAGUCUUUUUUAGACAGUUUCUCCCAGUCUCACCAAAGGUACAAUUUGAUGUGGUGGUGUCUGCUUUCUCUCUAAGUGAGUUGCCCAGCAUUGCUGAUCGAACUGAAGUCAUCCAAACCUUAUGGCGUAAGACAAGCCACUUCCUGGUUUUGGUGGAGAAUGGAACAAAAACUGGACACCAUCUCCUCAUGGAUGCCAGGGACCUAGUCCUUAAAGGACAAGAGAAGUUUCCCUUAGACCCUCGACCUGGACGUGUCUUCGCUCCAUGCCCCCAUGAACUUCCCUGCCCCAAGCUAUCUGCUUCUCAGCCCCAGCCCUGCAACUUUUCCCAAGCAUAUAGCACCAUUCCUUUUAGCUGGAACCAUAGUCAUAAGGAAGAGAAGUUUUCUCUUCUAAUCCUGAGCCGAGGCCUCCCAGGGGAAUAUCAUCAAUGGGCCCGUCUCACCCAACCUGUUCUUAAACGGCCUCGCCACGUACAUUGCCACCUGUGCUGCCCUGGUGGGCAUCUCCAACAUGUUGUGGUUACUGCUCGACGACAUGGCAGAGACUUAUAUCGCUGUGCUCGCGCUAGUAGCUGGGGAGAUCGCUUGCCUUUGACCACUUCACCUGAGUUUCCUUCAUCUUCUGUUCAAGAUCUUUCUGACAGCUGAUGAGAGAUCAUAGGAGUAGUUGACCGACACCUCCCAGCUUUUGCUGUCCUUGCCAGAAAUGAAGCUUCCUAGACAUUCAUGAUAGGGGUACCAAAUACCCUCUGACUUUGAACUGAAUUAAUUUUUUUUAAGAGCUAGAAAAAAGAAUUGUGGUGUGAUUCUUAGAAGGAAAGAAUUCAGGGUUUCCUUCACUGAAGUUUUGACCUGCCAUGAUAAUAAAAUUUAA